Symbiodinium sp. CCMP2456 is the source of this 2922-nucleotide messenger RNA. The record is from the annotation of a GenBank genome assembly. NCBI's taxonomy places the organism in Eukaryota, Dinophyceae, Suessiales, Symbiodiniaceae.
AUGCCCGACACGUCGGAGUUCCCUGAUGUUCCAGAACACGAGCCCGUAACCAGGCGGGACCAGUUUGCCGUCAAGGACUCCAAGGGAGGCCGAGGCGGCCGAGGAGGACGAGGUCGUGGUCGUGGUCGUGCGACGGCGGCCAAGAGCAAGAUCGUCAGGAAGGCAUCGGAUGGCACCCUGGAAGGCCAGCACACUUCCGGGAGCACGGGGCCUGUCGAGGUGCCUCCUCUCCGCCGCAAGCGGCCUUUGGAGGAUGAGGAUGAGGCUGCUGGUGCAGGAAAGCAAGGCCGAGCAAAGGCCAAGGCGAAGGCCUCUGCAAAGGCGAAGGCAAAGGCCUCUCCGAAGGCCUCUGCAAAGGCCAAGGCCAAGGCCUCUCCAAAGGCCAAGGGGAAAGCCAAGGCGAAAGCACGUGCCGAGCCGGAUGCAGCAGAGGAGCCGGGAUCAAAGCAGUGCCACUCGAAAGGGAAGGCAUCCCCUGCCGGUGACGAGAAGCUUGCUGCUGCCAAGCAGAGGACAGCAAGCCUGCUUGAGUCCAUGCAGAAGCCCAGCCCAGUGGACUUCACCAAGGCUGCCCACAAUCGCGACUUGCCCAACCCGGAUCAUCUUCGGAAGGCUCUUAUCUUUGAGAUCAUGACUUGCUUGGUUUCCUGCAACCAGCUGGGGAAGAAGGCCAAGCACAACCACGUCGAAAAGCUCGUGCCCCCAUCGACGGACAUGCGAUUUGAGUUGUAUUGGAGCAGGGCCUCUGUGGGCAUCAAGAUCAAGAGUCCAGGCUCCAAGGAGUUCAGGCAGGCUCCCUUCUCCAAGCUGCUGGCCGUGAAGAAGGAGAUGGUUGCAGAGGUGCAAGACUCUGAUGCUGCCCCGCGAGAGCCGGGUGACAUGGACUGGACGGACGAGAAAGGACAGGCCCCCGUGGCUGACACCGUGGGUACCAAGGCCGGGUUGCUUCCCUCACGCCGAACCUCGAACCCCUUUCGCCUCCCGGAGCUCGUCAAGCUCAUGGACACGGUUCAUGGGCACAUGGCCAAUAUCGGCAAGGCACAGAAAAGCAUCCAGGAUUCGGAGUCAGGCAAGCUGCCACCGGCAAAGGAAGAGUUGAUGAAGGACCUCGACAAGGUCGACGACACCUUCAGAACCUGCUUCCGCGAGCUCGCCGACUUCAAGGCUGAUUUGACGCUGCAGGAGAAGGAGACUGCUGGUCAAGUGAUUCGACAUGGGGUCAACAUCAUCGACGAGACUUUGAGGUGGCACAACAAAUCCUUUGGAUACAAGUACGAGAAACAAAGAUGGCAGCAGAUGGUUGUUAUAUACGCCUCCGCCGAAACAAUGGGCCCGGCUUUCCUCGAAGCCGCCCUGAUACAAAGGUUCAAAGGUCAGCAAGGCUGUCGCAACGAGAGAGAUGGCGGGGACACUGUGUGUGACCACUUGCAAGGGCUGCAGCAGAAGAUCGAUGCAGUCCGGAACACUGUGAAGAAGCCGACCUUUGGCCGCAGUGUUCCGGUUUUGUGUGCCGAUCUCAUUGCCUUGGAAUCCCGCAUCAAGCUGAUCGUGGGUGAUGUACGGUCCCGGAAGCGACCUGCCGAUGUCGAAGCUGAGAGGGCUGCAUGCACUGGCAUCAUCCAGGAGGCCAAUGCCAUCAUGGACUACGACCUUCGAGAAGAAGGCCCCGGGCGAGCAGCUGUCAGGCAUGGCUUACGACUGGAUGUUCCAAUAUCCUUUACCACACUGGGCGGCUUCACGCAGUACCCUUACAUCGAGGUUUCUUCGUGGAUACAGACUUUAGACUUGAAAGGCAAGCUGCAUCACCUUGUUUCUGUUGGUGAGAGUGCUAUGCCAGCGACCCUCGAAAGAUUUUGGACAAAUUUCAGAACGGGGCACGGUUCACAUCAAGUGUUCCAGAGUGGUGUGGACCUACAGAAUGCAAUCCCCGUCUACCUACACGGUGACGAGGGGACGACCUACAAGAAGGACGGUUGUCUCUGCAUCGCUCUGCAGUGUCCCCUGGGGAAGGGGACACGGACCACUAAGCUGGGGGACCUGGCUGACAUUGGGGAGGAUGCUCGCCAACGCUUGAACUAUGUGGGCCAUUCUUUUGAAACGAGGUUCCUUCUGAUUUCCGCCAUGAAGGAAGAGUAUCGACUGCAGCCGGAGAUGUACGAUGAGGUCAUCGAAACUGCUGUGAGAUCGCUGGACAAUGCGAGCCGGCAGGGAGUGGUUCUCAGGUCCAGAACUCCUGCCUAUGCAGGCACCCUUUACCGAGUGCAGCCUUGGGCACAGGAGCCUGUGUUCACACGGGUUUUGAUGCAUGAGCCCGACAAGAAAGAAUCGUUCCACAAGGAGAAUCGAAAAACGAACUACAUUCAGCGAAUUACCAGGGACACGCUGGCUUACAGUUCGGAGGCGAAGGAUUCACUUGGUGGCUGGAACAAAGGCCAGCUGACGACGAAUCUUUGCCAGUUCGUGGAGUGGUUUUGCAAUUUCAAGCAGCUUGACAAGAGUGCUGACGAGAGGGAUCGAUUGAUUGCGAGCUCAAGCCGUGCUUUGAAUCUCUUCAUGAAGCUGCUGUAUGCCGCCGGCCUUUGGCUGGAGAUUGCCCAGGCAACAAGGAUUGCAUCUGCUGGCAGGCACUUUUUGGCGGCUUACUCUCGCCUGGCACGGCUGUCGCUGGAUGCUGGCGAGUUGAGGUACACGAUGAUUCCGAAGAUUCAUAUGCUCUGGCAUGUCAUCGAGAACAUGACUGUGCAGUGCGAGAGCUUCGAGAUCGUCGAGAACCCGAUGGCGGAGGCUGUGGCGGUCGAUGAGGAUUUUAUCGGUCGAUAUUGUGCUCUGACUCGAUCUGUGUCUCCCCGUCUAAGGGUUCUCCGCUCCUUGGAGCGGUACCUUACACAGGUCGCACUCCUGUGGAAGAGGCAAGAAGAGUGA